Porites evermanni is the source of this 2912-nucleotide messenger RNA. The record is from the annotation of a GenBank genome assembly. Lineage: Eukaryota; Metazoa; Cnidaria; Anthozoa; Scleractinia; Poritidae.
AUGGCGGUGAUUUUUGCGUGGCGAGUGUCACAUUGCUUUUAUCGACAUUUUUCCCGUCAUCUUUUAGUAAACAGCAUUUUUCGUUCCACCAGUUAUUUACCACGAACUAAAAUAAUCGUGUAUUGUAAAAGGUCUCUUUGUGGUGGCGCACAGAAUAAUGCCUCUAAACUGGGCUUGAUUGAACAGAGUUCCAAGUUUCAACUUGUUUUUACGUGCAAAGUAUGCGACACACGAUCAAGGAAGGUUAUCAGUAAACAAGCUUAUACCAAAGGAGUGGUUAUCGUCAAAUGCCCUGGCUGUAACAAUAAUCACUUGAUAGCUGAUAACCUAGGAUGGUUUUUCAAUGACGAAAGGUGAGAGUAAUUUGCAAAACUUGUUCUUUUUUUAUAAUUAUCAGCAGAACUGGUGCUUUCAUGGCAUCGUUUUUGCUACAAAUUUUGACAAUUUUCGCUUGGUAUGACAAUGUAUAGACAAUUAUGGCAAUGGGCCAAACUAAACUUUCCACUGCAAGACCAAGCACCACUUAUGAGGCACAUUCUGAAACGAAGCCAGAAUACACGUACAGUAUACAUGGACUGUAUUACAAAAAAUGAUAGGCUUUAUACUGUACAUGAGAAAUUUCUGCAAUUUGAUUGGCUUAGAGCAGUGAUAUUUCAGUUUAAUAAGCGAGUUCGGAGUUCCAGCGGUCGAUCACAACAUUGCGUGCGACUGGGAACGAGUCGGGAUAAAAGUUGCUUCGAUUUGCUCGAGUUAAGUUUUUCGACGGUCACCGUGUUUUGAGAAAGAAAAUUGCGGGCACAAGGAUUUUUACGGAAAAGGAAAUGAGGAUUUGUGCAGUCGUUGGCUGCAGUAGCAGUACAUAUCAGCUGCAGAAAUGGAGGAAGGGGUUUUGCACUUCGCAUAAUUGCCAUCGUACAAGUCAGGACUGUAUAUGUCCUGACCUUUUUCAACUUUAUCCUUUUCCAACAUUGAAAGGAGACCCUGAAAAGAGAAAGGAGUGGGUUAAAUCUAUCAAUCGAAAAAACCCUAAAACAGGGAAAAACUGGCAGCCAAGCGAAGACGACAGGGUUUGUUCCAAACAUUUUGUGGAUGGACAACCUACCGUAGAUCAUCCAUGUCCUACUGUCGAUAUGGGGUACAACUACCAACCGAAAAAACAUCAGGUAAGAGCGGCCCGCAAAACGAGAACUAUGCAGAAGUUUACACAAUACAGUCCUGCAGAAAANAGAUAAUGGCUUGAUGUACAUGGAUUAUUUUUGUGAAUAGCAUUUUUGGUAUUUAAAAAUAUAUCUUCUGAAAAAUGUACAUGUAGCAGUUUUCCAAAUGGUCAGAAAUUAGAGGAAUUAUUAAAACACCGAUAUAAUCUGUGCUUGGCCCUUGAUGAGGAAGGAAAACCAACAAAGCCAAGUGCUUCAGACCACAGCAGAAUGUGUGCUUUUAUAUUUUAACUACAGUUCACACUGUACAAUAAGCCUUGAAACUCAAUUGGACAAAAUUCUGAAUGUCAUGUCCCCUACAGGGUGCAAAGAAAGUCAGCUAGCAUGUACUAGCCCACAAGUCAUUUCAACUAGCCCAAAACCCUUUUUGAUUAGCAGGAUUGAUUACAAUCCUUCUGUAAUUUGAAUUUCCCCAAAAAAGAGCACUUGCCUGUCACGCAAAAAAAAAAGAAAAACACUAUUAAACCUGAUAGCAAAAUCCUCUAGCCCCAGGCUAUCGGACGUGACUUUCUUUGCAUGCUGCCUCUAUGAUAGUUAUGAGUGUAAUAUUGUUCUUCCCAAAGACAAACAGUUGAUAAAAUAAGACUUUUACCAAAGCCCAUUGGUAGCACACGAAAAGCCUCCCAGAAAAUUGGCCAACCCCACAGAUUUUAAAUUUUGUCCAUGAAAUGAUGGCGUGUUAACAAAGAGGUGCCAUUUACAAUGAACAAUCUAUGGGGUUGGGCAUAUCCCAGACCCUUGAAAACAUUCUCGUCCUACAGUGUACAACCCCAAGUGCCCUUAAAUCCUUAUCGGGCAUUUUUUGGAAAAACAAAAACAGGAAAAGAUUUUAUAUGUUCACCUUUAUAGGGUUGGUGAAAAGCACACUCUAAAUGUAAUUAUCUGGUUUAACAAGUUAUUGAUUCCUUUUUUGUAAGCUAACAAACUUGAACUGCAUGUAAAAAAUCACUAAUUUGUUUUUUUUUUUCUGUGUACAUGACUUUUGGUGUGUGUGCAGAUUAAAACAUUUCUGAUAAAUUAAGACACAAAAUCAGAAAACUAUUAAACCUGCCAGACUCGAUGCCAAUAACAGUAAAAUGCUUUAAAAUUUGCAGUGAACAGAUCACAUGGUAAAUAAAAGUAUCUUUUUAAAAGCAGGUUAGUUUUGUAAAUAUUCACAUUUCUAGCAUUUUAGUACUGUUUUGGUACUUCAUUCUGGUUUUGACUGUCCCAAGAAAUCCAAUUCAGCAAUCUCUCUCAGUUAUUUAAAAUGUGCUGUGACUUUUUUACAUGUAACCAUACACUGUUGACCCUUUUUGCUGUAUGUACAAAAUCAGUUGUACACACAUUUAUGAUUAAAUUGUCUAUAAAGUCCCAAGAAAUCCAAUUCAGCAAUCUCUCUCAGUUAUUUAAAAUGUGCUGUGACUUUUUUACAUGUAACCAUACACUGUUGACCCUUUUUGCUGUAUGUACAUGUAAAUCAGUUGUACACGCAUUUUUUAUGAUUAAAUUGCCUAUAAAGUCCCUGCACAUUUUACAAAAUACAUUUUCUAUUUAUUUUAUAGGAAUAUUGAGGAUAUACUUGCUGAAAAAGGAGAGACAGUGAAGAGGGUUUUAGAUAGUGAUUUCCAAGAGUAUUUUAUUGAAGUUGAAAAGAGCGAUGAAGAUGAACAUAGACAAAUCACCGACAACAAUACAGACAAUAAGAUAACGUAA